GACUAUUCUGGACCCGGUCUAGUAUAGUUUGACCGGUCAAGUAAUUUACACCAUCAUUUUUGGCGCCGACCGUGGGACCGUUAAGGUUUCCUCCUAAAUACAAACCUACCCACAAAAACACCACUCAAAAUGUCUUCCAGCCAGCAAAUCAACGCUACCUCUGCUCAGGUGCAAGCCACCACUGAGGGUACCAGCAUCCCCAUGGUUGCUACCCUGCCAGCCGUUUCAACUCCGGUUUUGCCGUUGGGACUAAGCUCGGUCCCAACACCCAGCAUGGUAAGCCCAUUCACGGCCCCCGUCCCUUCCGCUGGACCGAGGGUCAGUUUCCCACCAAGCAUGACUCAGUUCAUGAAUGACCCAGCUAACCUGCAGGCCAUCCAAGGCUUUGGCCAGGUCAUGGCCAUGUGCCAACAGAAUGGGGGAAUGCCUUUCCUCCCAGGGAUGUUUCCAUUCGCCCUUCCAGGUGCUGGAACGGUGCCCCUUCAAGCUCCGAUGGCAGUGAGGCCAUUCCAGACGCCGGUGCCGCAACCAUCACCUUUCCAACCACAGCUGGUCAGCACCAUGGCACCUGUCAACUUGACUGGUGCGCUCAACGCCGCAGGGCCGUCGCGUCCCCCGCAAGGUACGAAUCCAUUAAUCACCCCUGAUGGUCACUGCGUCUCAGUGGAGAGCGGAGACGAUGAGUGGGACAUUCCAAGGACCCACAAGAAGAAGAAGGGAAAAACCAUCCGACCCGCCACCUCCCGAAACUCCGCCUUCGAAAGGCUGGGGGAUAGGGAGGAGGGCCAGAGAAAAUCAGCCAAGCUAAGGUUGGGGCAAAGCGUUGCCCAUGUCAGCGCGUUUGCCCGGUUAGGCGAGAUGAGGGAGGCCGAGCCUGCCCGCACCCAACGCUCCCGGUCAAACCGGCAGGAGCCAGCCAGGACGAGGGCCUCUCGUCAGGAGGAAGAGGCAGAAAGCCAACCCAGGGUACCGGUGGCUAACCGGUUAACCACCCCCAAUGAUCGCGUCCAGCAGAUGGAGGCAAAGCUGGAGAGGCUGGAGAAGAAGGUUGGAGAUAAGAAUGACCGGGACAAACCCCUCGCAGGGUCCCCGUUCACUACAAGGGUCCACCUGACACCUUUCCCACGAAAGGUCAAGAUAGACACCCCAAGGUUUACCGGCAAGGAGGAUCCAGAAAUACAUUUGGAUUCUUUCAACCAAAGUGCAACUAUGAAUGGUUGUACGGAUGAAGAAAAGUGCCUCCUUUUCUUCCAAACCCUGCGGAAUCGAGCUACUGAAUGGUUCAACAAACUUCGCCCGGGAAGUAUUGACUCAUUCAGUGACUUGGCCUCAAAAUUUAAGGCCAAGUUCCAGGAAAACUGUACUAAUAAGAAGAAAUUCACCUAUCUUAGUACAGCCGGGCAGAGGGAAUCUGAGAACCUCACUCACUUCCUUACACGGUGGAAGGAGGAGGUAGACAAGGUUGAGGAGAUGGACGACAAGACGGUGCUGUCCCUCCUCCUGAACGGCUUACGUGCCGGGGAACUAUACAAGGAAUUCUGCCGAAAACCCCCGGCCACGUAUCAGGAAGCCUACCAUACUGCAUGGGAGUUCGCCGAGGCUAAGACUCAACUCCGGGCAAAGAAAGAAGCCGAGCAUGGUUACAAGCCUAAGCCGGUGCAAGUCAAGAAGGAAGAAGUGCCGGUACCCAGCCGGCCAAGGCACCACUAUGACCCGAUAGUCCGAGUGGUCAAUUCAGAAGAAUGCCAGGAGAUCAGGAAAGCACUGGUCAAUCCUCCGGACAAUCCUACCGGUCAAUCUGGGCGUCAGUGGUCGGGCACCUAUUGUUCAUACCACAGGUCAGAUUCCCAUAGCACUUCCGAAUGCAAGAGUGUUAAGGGGGUAAUCCGGAAAAUGAUAGGCAGCGGAGAACUGGGCAAAGAAUAUUUGCAGAAAGCCCAGGAGAAGAGUCAUCAAUGGGUUAGACCAUCUUUCCCGGAGGAUGACUGGGACAACGACCGGCGGAGGAAUAACCGUCCGAAGGAGCGGCAACUUGCCCCUGAAAAGGAACACAUCGGCAUGAUCUUCGGUGGACCUGAGGGUGGAGACUCAACCGCGCAACGGAAGAACUGGUUCGCAGCAUUUACGUUGGUGAGGUUGUGUCGAACACAACUUGAACCCCUCAAAACUCCUCUCUCAGGUUUCACGGGAGACACAGUGGAAGCUGAGGGGUCCAUAGUUCUACCGGUCGAACUAGGAUCGGGCGAAAAGACCGUGUGGAAGAAAAUGCGGUUCAUCGUUGUGGACAUCAAAUGCGUCCACAACGCCAUCCUUGGAAGGCCUGGCAUCAACAAGGUUGGGGCGGUGAUUUCCAUGCCUCACCUAUGCAUGAGGUUCCACACUCCAGGCGAUGUGGGAGAAGUGAGGGGCGACCAGAGGAAUGCCCGGGAGUGCUAUGCCCGGGCGGUUAAAAAGAUGACUAAGGGGGUCAACGUCAUCUCCAAAGAAAUCACCAAGGGAGAGACCCGGGAGAAAUUGGAGCCCGAGGCCGAGACGGUGGAAAUCGAACUUCACCCGGGUGAUUCUUCAAGGAUGGUCAGAAUCGGAGCCAACCUCCCAGAAGAUCUCAAGGCAGAGAUUACACGGGUGCUCCAAGAGUACGCGAGCAUAUUUGCAUGGAGCGUGGCAGAUAUGCCUGGAAUUGACCGCUCAAUCAUCUGUCACUGGUUGGCAGUUAAGGAGGGAAGUCGACCGGUACGCCAGAAGAAAAGGUACUUGGCCAGCGACCGGCGAGACUUCGUCAAGAAGGAGGUGAAGGACCUCCUUAGUGUUGUGUUGCGAAAUUCAACAUCCUCCGGGAGAAUGGUAAAGUGGGCCAUGAUGUUAACUCAGUUUAACAUUGAGUACCGGCCAAGGUCAGCAAUCAAAGGACAGGCCCUUGCAGAUUUCUUGGUAGAAAUGACCGGUCUAACUCCAGACCUACCGGUCGACAAGCCUACCGAGCAAUGGUGGGAGAUGGCAGUAGAUGGAGCAUCUGGUCCUAAAGGUUACGGGGGUGGUGUAGUGUUUACCACCCCAGAAGGUUUCAAGAUCUACCAUGCAAUCGUUUUCAACUUCAAGCUGACAAACAACGAGGCAGAAUACGAAGCUCUGGCUGGAGGGCUCAGACUUGCCCAAGCCCUGAAGAUCGACCGGGUCAGUAUCAAAUCUGAUUCCAGUUUGAUCGUUGGACAAGUGACCGGUAACAUGGAAGCCAGAGAAGGGCGAAUGGCGCAAUACAAGGACCUGGUGCUUGCCUUGUUGAAAGGCUGUGAGGAAUUCAAGAUCGCCCAAAUCCCCCGGGCGGAAAAUGCAGAUGCAGACCUUCUCUCCAAAUUGACGCAGUAUGCUCCCGAGCAUGUUUCAAAACUUGCCCGGGUAGAAAUUCUUGAUCAUGCCAGCAUUGAAAAAUUGGAAGUAGCCGCCAUAGCAGGAGCAAGCCAACCUGACCGGUCAAACUUGGUCGGGGCGGAUGACCACUGGAUGUAUGAUCUGAUGGAAUAUCUGAUGGACGGGACCUUGCCGGAACAAGAUGACCGGGCAAGAAAAGUGAAGCUCAGGGCACCCUGGUUCCAAGUCCUUGACGGAAAGCUGUACAAGAGGGCGUUCGGGGGACCCCUCCUGAGGUGCCUAACCAACCGGGAGGCUGAACGGGUCAUAGCAGAAGUCCAUGAAGGUGUAUGCGCAGCGCAUCAAAUGUCCCGCACUCUUUCCCAACGCAUCAUCUUGUUGGGGUAUUACUGGCCAACAAUCGUCCAGGACUGUGAGAGGUAUGUUCAGAAAUGCAGAACGUGCCAAGUAGUUUAUAAGUAUCCCGGUAGGCCAGCAACCUACUAUCACCCCGUAUCGAAUGUCAUCCCAUUCGCUAGAUUUGGGGUUGAUAUUAUUGGAGCCUUCCCAGUCGCCCAAGGAAGGAAGAAAUUUGUAAUCGUGGCCAUUGAUUACUUCACUAAAUGGAUCGAAGCCGAAGCGUUGGCCAACAUCACCAUGCAACAAUGCAAAAAAUUCAUUUGGAAGAACAUCAUCACAAGAUUUGGGGCUCCCAUGAACCUAAUCACCGACAACGGCCCACAAUUCCGAAAUCCAAGAUUCACCGAAUACUUGGAGGGUUUCGGAAUCAAGCACAAUCGCUCUUCGGUGGCGUACCCCCAAGGAAAUGGCCAGGUGGAAAAUGCCAAUCGAACAAUUGUGGAUGGUCUAAAGAAGCGGCUGGGAGAAGCAAGAAACAAGUGGCUGGAGGAGCUCCCACAUAUCAUCUGGGCGUUUCGAGUAACACCCAGGAGGGCUCAUGGGGAAACUCCCUUCUCCCUAACCUAUGGGUGCGAAGCGAGGCUACCCAUCGAAGCUGAAUUCCCAACGUUCCGGGAGUCAAAUUAUCAACCCCAGCAGAAUGAGGAAGAUCACUUGGCCGAACUCAACUUGGUCGAAGAGCGAAGAAUGGCCGCGGAAGUUAAAAUGAGCACAUACCAGCAAGUUGUGAAGAAAUACCACGACAACAGGGUUGGGCCGCGAUAUUUUCAAGUCGGUGAUGAAGUCCUACGCAGAAGGGAGGCUAGUAGACCGGGAGACGGAGGAAAGCUGGCCAAGAACUGGGAAGGACCUUACCGGGUGAGAGCUAUCAUUCGCCCGGGAACCUACCGGUUAGAAACUCUUGAUGGUGUGCCGGUAGAACGAACCUGGAAUUCUCACCAUCUUCGCAAGUUCUACAAGUGAUUGUAAUACUAGGCAAGGCCUUCUUAAAUUAUCAAUCAAAUUAAGGUUCAAUA
Messenger RNA from Cuscuta campestris, 4784 nucleotides. Lineage: Eukaryota; Viridiplantae; Streptophyta; Magnoliopsida; Solanales; Convolvulaceae. The record is from the annotation of a GenBank genome assembly.